UAAUGUUUAGGGCGAUAGGUACGUAGUUAAAGGGAAAUAAACACACUCUCGGUUAUUAAUUUGUCGUCUUUUUGGCUGAUAGUCUCGCGUUGCGUGCCAUCACGUUUCCUUUAAACCCACCGGAGCGGCAAUGAAUGAGAUGAACGUCGGGGGUUUCCCUCUCUGAACCAGACACUUUGUGCUUAACGGUCAGCGGUGAAUUAGACAACUGCUCCUUCAUCAUGCAGCUUGCGAAAAAAGACGGAAAAGCCCUACAUGUUGAAUAUAUUUCGCCACCGGUGUAAGCGCGAACGCGAGGAAAGCUCCCGGCCGCGGCAGACGGGCUCUCACAUCCUGGAGCCGCCGCACCUCGUCCGCCGGUGGUGCAUACGAUAUGAUAUGUUGAUGACAUUUUUUGGAAGCGGUCGUGCCUUUUGUUUUCGUCUCGGGAUAUGUGAUACGCGGAUCCGCGGACGCAGCGCAACGCAAACGAGCGGACGUGUUUCUCUGCCUCGAAAAUGAGGAAGCGUUUUCAUAAAGACCCAGAAAAUGGCAAGAAGGUCUCGUCGUCCGUGGGCCCGGAUUUGAGCAAGAUGAGAAGGAAAGGAGCGAAUGCAACAGCGGCAUGAUUUUCUCCCCCCACGGAAUGACACCGAAAGGAGGCGAAACGGUGGAGGUAGAUAAGACGCAGCAUCAAUGAAGGCGAUCUGGACAAGUUUGGAGUCGCUCAUAAUGAACAGAAAUACUUUGCAGCUCGGCAGCACAUCGUUUCCACGAUAUUGAAAGAUUUUUUUUUGUGCGGCUUUGGGAGAUUUUCUAAGUCACCAGUCAUCUAUUUUCGCAUUGCAUUUGUUAUCUUUUGCAUCGUAUAUUUCACUUUUUUUUUUUUUUAUAUUUUUGAUCCGGAUCCAGCCCUGACUAUUCAAUGGAAGUAUGUUAUCAGCUGCCGGUUUUGCCUCUUGACAGGCCGGUUCCCAAGCAUGUCCUCAGCCGGAGGGGAGCCAUCAGUUUCAGCUCCAGUUCUUCUCUCUUCGGGGCUCCUGAUCCGAGACAGCUGUCACAGAGACGAGGGGCCAUCUCCUACGACAGCUCCGACCAGACAGCGCUGUACAUCCGCAUGCUAGGAGCUUGUGUAGUAUUCAAACAGCUGUUUGCAAGAGAUGUGAGAGUGAGAAGUCAGGUUGGAUUUGAACCGGAACGAAGAAGCUCCCACCCCUACCUGUGCAUCGACUUCCGAACUCUUCACACACGGCUGGGCUGUGGGUCCGCGUCAGCGAGCUCUGCUCCUGAGAGGAGGGUCCACAGGCUGCUCAGCUUCCAGAGGUACCUGCACUCAUCCCGUCUGCUGCGGGGAGUCCCCCAGCAGAUCCCCCUCCACAUCCUGGAUGAAGACUACACUGGACAGGCCAGAUGCAUGCUGGAAAAAGUCGGGAACUGGAAUUUUGACAUUUUCCUCUUCGACAGGUUGACAAACGGAAACAGCCUGAUCACCCUGACCUUCCACCUGCUGAACCAGUAUGGCCUGGUGGAGCUCUUCCAGCUGGACAUGGUCAAACUCUGGAGGUUCCUGGUCAUGGUCCAGGAGGACUACCACAGCGACAACCCCUACCACAACGCGGUUCACGCUGCAGAUGUCACGCAGGCCAUGUACUGCUACAUGCGGGAACCCAUGCUUGCCAAGUCUCUGACCUCCUGUGACAUCCUACUGGGGCUCCUAGCAGCUGCCACACAUGACCUGGACCAUCCUGGGGUCAACCAGCCUUUCCUCAUCAAGACUGACCACUAUCUAGCCACACUCUAUAGGAAUACCUCAGUUCUGGAAAACCACCACUGGAAGUCGGCAGUAGGCCUGCUCAGAGAGACUGGGCUGUUCUCCCAUCUGCCGGCUGAGGACAGCCUGAACAUGGAGAGGGAGUUGGGCUCCUUAAUCCUGGCCACAGACAUCAGCAGGCAGAACGAGUACCUGUCCAGGUUUCGCCUGCACCUGGACCAGGAGGACCUGUGCUUGAGCAACUCCAGCCACCGUCACUUCAUCCUGCAGAUGGCUCUGAAGUGUGCGGACAUCUGCAACCCCUGCAGACCCUGGGAGCUGAGCAAACAGUGGAGUGAGAAAGUGACUGAGGAGUUCUUCCAACAAGGAGAUAUUGAGAAGAAGCACAAACUUGAAGUCAGCCCACUUUGUGACAGAGACUCCAGCACAAUUGGAAACAUUCAAAUAGGCUUCAUGACGUACGUGGCGGAGCCGCUGUUCGCAGAGUGGGCCCGUUUCUCUGACACACGUCUGUCCCAGACCAUGCUGGGCCACAUGGGGCUGAACAAGGCCAGCUGGGGCGGCCUGCAGCAGGAACAAACCUCCGUCUCCGAGGAGGCGGAGCCCAGCACGGCUGGCACAGACGCAGAAGACGCCGCCGCCGCCGCCCAAAGGGAUGGCAACGCCGCUGCAGCCGCAGGAGGAACCAGCUCCAAAGAAAUACCUCAGGGAAGCAGAGAAUCCUGACACUCCUCGCGUGCCCUUUCACCUCAACCUCCUGACCCCUGACCCCGGCCUCAGGGCCUCACCACACACUGGGGGCCGGGUGGGGCAGGCAAUGGCCUGCAGCCUCCUGUCGCUGCCCCACCUGAUCCUAACACCUUGUUUAUUAUGUUUUGUUGCUUUUGCCUCCCAUCUUGAUAAACCACUGAUUUUAUUUAAUUUAUUUAAUUUUUAAUUCCUCUUUUUUGGCAUAGAGCAAUACAUAGAUACCUCAUUUGGCUACUGCUGUAUUUUCUUUUAUUUGCUUUGUUUUAUUUAUUUGUCCACUGUAGUUUUGGCAUUACUGACUGAACACACCACUUUUUGUGUUGGUGGACCUUAAGGGGAAAGCAGUAUAAGAACUGAAGGAGACAUUUUUUCUGGUAUUUUGAAGUGCCAUUUGAAAACAAAGAUUUGAAGAAUGAUCUGAACUGAGUCGACUGAGACAACUGGAGUAUUCAGAUGCGAGACCCUCCUAAGACUUUAAAGUAAAGCCGUGUUGCAUUUGUAUUGAAGAUUCUUCCUCAUGUAAAAAUGGAAAAAAAAAAAAAUGUGACAAGCCCAGUCCUUUUGCUGCC
Molecule: messenger RNA, 3069 nt
Organism: Chelmon rostratus (copperband butterflyfish)
Lineage: Eukaryota; Metazoa; Chordata; Actinopteri; Chaetodontiformes; Chaetodontidae
Gene: pde7a
Product: phosphodiesterase 7A
Exons: 13
Coding region: 905-2476 (523 amino acids)
Molecular function (GO): 3',5'-cyclic-AMP phosphodiesterase activity
Source: RefSeq, a predicted model, not a curated record